AUGUCGGCCAUUUGCACCGAAAUCACCACCCAAUGCCCUGUGGAAGCAACCACAUAUGGCUACUAUCCCAAUCUCGGCGGCAACAUCUUUUUCACUGUUUAUUUCGGCUUCCUUGGAGUGUGUCAAUUAGGUCUUGGGAUAUAUUUACGAACAUGGACUUUCCUCGCAGUUCUCAGUAUCGGGACAUUCAUGGAAGCCGCGGGAUACGUGGGACGAAUUCUGAUGCACGACAAUCCAUGGUCAACAUCUGGGUUUCGACUACAGAUCUUCUGUCUGAUACUGGCUCCAACUUUUAUUGCUGCCGGUAUAUACCUUACCCUUAAGCACAUAAUCAUCCAUAUUGGACCCCAAUACUCGCGCAUGAACCCGAAGCUUUUCACCUGGAUAUUCAUCGGGUCUGAUAUCGGAUCUAUUGUUUUGCAAGCAGCUGGUGGAGGCGUGGCCAAUGCAGCCGGAACUGACCAGGUCAUGGUUGAGGUGGGAAAUAAUAUCAUUAUUGCGGGAAUUGCCUUCCAGGUUGCCACGAUGUCUGUGUGUGGGUUCCUAGCGUUGGACUUCUUCAUAGCAUCUAGGAAGCAUCUGCGCGAAGACCUACAGGGACAGGCUGUGACUGAAAAACCCCGACGAAAAGUCUGGUUGGUACUUGCUGCAGAGAUUGCCGCCUAUAUCACAGUUUUAAUUCGGUGUAUUUAUCGGUGA
This is a messenger RNA of Penicillium verrucosum, 699 nucleotides long. Its product is annotated as RTA1 domain-containing protein. Bases 1 to 699 code for a protein of 232 amino acids. Gene Ontology annotation, cellular component: plasma membrane; fungal-type vacuole. NCBI's taxonomy places the organism in Eukaryota, Fungi, Ascomycota, Eurotiomycetes, Eurotiales, Aspergillaceae. The record is from RefSeq and is a predicted model, not a curated record. The transcript has a single exon.